CCUUCCCUUUCCUUCCAUCAUCUCCUUUUAUUAUACUUUCUAGAGUAUUUUGUAUCCAUAUUCCCAAAGAAGAGUAAGAUAAUUGCUUUAUACCUUGUUAUACCUCCUUAAGCUUUUCACGGUGUAUUGUGCAUUUAAUCAUACGAAGGAUAAGUAAUUGGAUAAAAUGUAUGAAUCGGUCUAUAGUGUAGAAUUUAUGCGCAGAGUUUUAAAUAAGCAAGGAGUAUUAAUUUAUAUCGUGCCACAAUAAAUAAACAAUAUUUUCUAUUAAAAUGUUUCCUAGUAUCCAGAAAAAGGACUACAGAGUCCUAGAUUUAGUACGUCAAAGAGAAAUACAAGACUCAGUGACACAUACAAUUCUACAAAAAUUACACGUUACUGAAAAUUUAAUAUCACGUCUGGGUUUGGAAAAGGAAUUAAAUGGUCAUUCGGGAUGUGUCAAUUGUUUAGAAUGGAAUGAGACUGGACAAGUCCUUGCAUCAGCAUCGGAUGACAAAGACGUUAUAUUGUGGGACCCUUUUCGUUAUGAAAAAAAAUUAGUACUGCACUCGGGCCAUCGUGGAAAUAUUUUCUCUGUAAAAUUUAUGCCAAAAUCAAAUGACAGUGUACUGGUGUCAGGUGCAGCAGAUUGCCGGAUUCGGGUACACGAUCUUACGCUCUCUGAACCAAUAUUUACAUGUAAAUGCCACAAACAACGUAUUAAGCGUAUCGCUACCGUUCCCAGUAUACCAUUUUUAUUUUGGAGCGCGGGCGAAGAUGGUCUCUUCUUACAAUAUGACAUUCGUACGCCGCAUGUUUGUAAGAGUAAUGAUCACAGCGUACUCGUGAACCUGGUAUAUCAUACGGGUUGUUAUGCAGAGGGCAAAUGCAUUGCUGUGAACCCGAGAAAACCUGAACUAAUAGCCAUCGGCGCUAACGAUGCUUACAUCCGGAUGUAUGAUCGACGAAUGAUAAAACUUUCGCAGAUUCCUCCGUCUCCUUCUCUACACGAUAACUCGAAUGGAGCAAAUAUUAGCACAUAUCGAGCAGGCAAAGGCGAUCCAGAUGACAAUAUUCCACUGGGUAGUGUGCAGUACUUUAUUGCAGGCCAUCUUCGCUCUCGUGAUGGUACCAGAAGCAUUACGACCACUUAUUUAACAUUCAGUGACGAUGGAAAUGAAUUACUUGUGAAUAUGGGUGGAGAACAAAUUUACUUGUUUGAUAUCAACGAUUCGAAUAGUUCAAAAAUUUUUGGUUCAUCUCCAGGAUCAAUUGAACAAGAUCAACAACUUGAUGAAUGUCACAUAAAACAGAACGAGAUAGAUGAAAUAGGAGGUUUUGCAGACAAAAAUGUAAAGAUUUUGCCACCGCAUGUUGAAGAAAUAAAGCGUCUAGCAAACGAAGGUUUUGAACAGCAGAAAUAUUCAUUAGCAAUUAAUUUAUAUAAUAAAGCAAUUUCAAAUUGUCCAACGGCAGCGGUAUUAUUUGCUAAUCGAGCAGCUGCUUAUAUGAAACGCGCUUGGGAUGGUGAUAUUUAUGCUGCUUUACGAGAUUGUAAGACAACAUUACUUCUCGAUCCAGAACAUGUAAAAGCUCAUUUCAGAUUGGCACGCUGUUUGUUUGAUUUAAAUCGGUCAAUUGAAGCUGACAAGGUGCUCAAGAGUUUUCAACAAAAAUUUCCAGAAUACGCAUCUAAUUCAGCAUGUAGAGCAUUAAAAAUGGACAUAAAGGAAGCUAUUGAUGCCGGAAAAGAUAUCACACAAACUAGGCAGACGUUCCUUCCACUAUCAGAAUAUGAGCAAGAAUGGAGGCAUAAUACAAUCGACUACAAAAUGAGAUUUUGUGGUCAUUGUAAUACCACAACCGACAUAAAGGAGGCAAACUUCUUUGGAAACAAUGGUCAAUAUAUAGUGGCUGGAUCAGAUGAUGGUUCUUUUUUUAUUUGGGAUCGUAAUACUACCAAUAUCGUACGCGUGUUGCGUGGAGACGAAAGAAUCGUUAAUUGCUUACAACCACAUCCAUCUAUGUGCUUAUUAGCUACUAGUGGCAUUGAUCCAGUGAUUAGAUUAUGGAGUCCAUGGCCAGAGGAUGGUAGUGUGAAUGAAAGAGAAAUUCAGAAUCUAGAUGAUGCCGCAUCAGCCAAUCAAAUACGUAUGAACAGCGAUCCGUUUGAAUUAAUGCUCAUGAACAUGGGAUAUAGAUUUCCCGUACCUCAGCACGAAUUUAGCGAUGAAGACAGUGAAGAUCAGCAUGAUCAACCGAUAACACAAGCUUUGAAUUGUAGACCAAGCUAAAUUUUGCAAGAAACAAAAAGAACAUACUAACAGUGAAUAAUAUGCGAAUUUAUCUCAACAUACAUAUUUAUAAUCUAUUACACUGUUAUUUCAAUCUUAAUUAUUUAUUUUCUUCUUUCACCAAUAUAUCUCGAAGCACUUUUGUUGUGUAAUAAUUUAUUAAGCCUCUUUGUCUAAGAGUAUCUUUGUAAGGUCAAAGAUAAAACCUUAUUUACCAGGCAUUGUGAAUAUGUUGUUAAUAAAUGCGAAAAACUUAAACAAAAA
Molecule: messenger RNA, 2537 nt
Organism: Wasmannia auropunctata (little fire ant)
Lineage: Eukaryota; Metazoa; Arthropoda; Insecta; Hymenoptera; Formicidae
Gene: adp
Product: WD and tetratricopeptide repeats protein 1-like
Exons: 14
Coding region: 273-2273 (666 amino acids)
Biological process (GO): negative regulation of fatty acid biosynthetic process
Cellular component (GO): cytoplasm; Cul4-RING E3 ubiquitin ligase complex
Molecular function (GO): protein binding
Source: RefSeq, a predicted model, not a curated record